Messenger RNA from Dracunculus medinensis (Guinea worm), 2454 nucleotides. NCBI's taxonomy places the organism in Eukaryota, Metazoa, Nematoda, Chromadorea, Rhabditida, Dracunculidae. The record is from the annotation of a GenBank genome assembly.
AUGCAACAUUGGUAUCGCAAUGAGGAUAAUGUGGUUCGGUUACUGGGUCGAGCAGAAUUCGGAGCGAUAGUGCUUAUUGGUAAAGAUGUGAGGCAUUCUACUUCAAACAAUGGCGGAUUACCAACUGUAUCUUCAUCCGUUCGAAUGCUCGGACGAUUUCCAUUUAUCGCUUCACUUUCCCAUCCAAACCUUGUUUCCUAUACAGAAAUCAUUCGUUCAACAACGCUUGAGGAUGCUAUAAUUUUAAUAUCUGAGCAUUAUUCCUCUUCAAUAUAUACUGAAAUUCGUGCAAAGAAUUGUAUAGAAACCGAAAAGAUUAUUUCAAUUUCGAACGAUAUUCUUUCGGCUUUGGAUUAUCUUCAUUCUCAGUUAAUUGUGGUUGGAUAUUUCACGGCCGAUUCUCUACAGCUGACUUCUGAAAAAAUGACACGACUUGCACAGUAUGGAAUAUACUAUAUCAGCGGUGGUGGUGAAGAUAUAGAAAGUUUUGUGGCCUCUCCAUGGUAUUUAUCACCUGAGCGAUUGCUGUUGUUAAUGCACGGAAGUAAAACUGCUAUGCGACAAGGUGACAUAUGGGCGUUUGGAAUAAUUUUGCUUGAAAUGAGCUGUACUUGUCUGCUAUCAGAUUUAUGGAAUGUUGAAGAUUUCCUGAAUAUGAUCAUGUCUUUUGUAAAAAGCGGUUUUAAAUCAUUGCUUCGCCCUCUUUUGCAAGAAAUUCAUGAAAAAUGCCCUUCUAUUCACAUUAAUUUUGAUCCAAAUAUAUGUUCAUUGGUUGAACUUAUGCUUUCUGUUGAAUCUUCUGCUCGACCUUCUGCAAAAUGGCUGCUUACAGAAUUUAAAAAACUAAAGAUUGAUUCAUCAUCAUCUUUUGAUAUAAAUAUUUAUUCAAAAUAUGGGAUAUAUUCGAAUGGGUUUGGUUUAUCGAUGAACAUAGAUCAACUGAAAGCCAGAAUUAACCGAGAAGGUGAAGGUUAUCUUCAAACACAGCCAUUAAAAGAAGCUUUUUUUCUAUGGAAAUUAAGUGGAAGUACUGUGGAAAAUAUAUUGUUGAACCAUGGUAUUAUCAAAGCCAAUUCACCAAUAACUACUCUACCAGCAAUUGUUACUGGCGAUUGUUUCAUGUUCGGAAAUUCUUCUCGACGAUAUGAUUCUAUUUUUGAUAUUUUUAUUCUCCCAUCUAUUAAUUUACGGAAUCGUUUCUCUUCCAUAAGUAAAGAUCGCUUCAUAUUAAAUUUUGAUUGUACUGGUAUCACUGUUGACGAAAAUAAACUCUCUUUGUUUGUUAAGGAAAAAGAUAUCGAAUAUCAGGCAAGGCGGAUGUUUGUUUUCCGUCGUCUCUUGGCGGCUUCUACUUAUAAAAGACAAAGGCUGCUGCAAGAAUGUAAACGUGAUAUUGCUCCUUUCCAUCGCGCUUUUGUAUGGGUUUCUUUGCUUAAUAUUUCAUAUGAUGUGAAUAGACAGUUUGAAUUUGUGGAUACUUUCACUGAACAUUCUGCUGAUCGGCAGCUAAUGGUUGAUAUACCUCGAUGUCAUCAAUAUGACGAAUUGAUGGCAUCACCUGCUGCUCACAGAAAGUUGAAGCGACUUCUGAAGUUUUGGCUUCUGUCUCAUAAAAACUAUGUUUAUUGGCAAGGAUUGGAUUCAUUAACAGCUCCUUUUCUUGUCCUCCAUUUUGAGCGCCUACCUUUUGCAUAUGCCUGCCUUGAAUCCUUUAUUUCUCUGUAUCUAAAUGAUUUUUUUUUGAAAGAUAAUUCAUCUGUAAUUCAAGAAUAUUUAGCAGUUUUCAAUCAUAUUAUGGCUUUUGUUGAUGCAAAGCUGUAUACACAUUUAUCAAAGAUGGAUUUUUCCCCCGAAUUAUUUGCGAUUCCAUGGUUUUUAACUUGUUUCGCGCAUGUUCUUCCUCUUCAUAAACUUUUUCAUGUAUGGGAUGUGGUUCUUCUGGCCGAUUCGUCCUUUCCUCUCUUUAUAGGAUUAGCUGUUAUGGAGCAGCUGAGGCCUAGACUUAUUUCAUCAAAUUUUAACGAUGCAAUUCUUCUAUUUUCUGAUCUUCCUGAUUUAAAUAUGGAACAUAUUUUGCUUUAUUCGCAGUCGCUAUAUGAUAGUGUUCCUGCUUCAUGUACUUAUAGGAAGCAUUCUUCCAAGCAUGUACGAGAAGUUCAUUCGAUGAAACAAUUGUCCGUCAAUGAUCUCAAAGAAUAUUCAUGCCCCAGAUUAUCAGUCGUUGAUCUGAUUCGUCUUAUAAAUACUUCAUCAGUUUUAAUUGUUGAUGUGCGGAUGGCAAACGAAUUUUCUCGAUGUUCUAUUUCUGGAAGCAUUAAUUUUCCUCCUAUCGGUGAUGAUGACUAUCUUGAUGCCAUUCGCUCUGCAUUAAUUAAUGCACAGAUUUUAAAUCAUAUCAUAGUCUUUAUUGAUAGUCAGCCUGGUUUUAGAGCUAAAAAGGUAUUGGUUGACUAG